UAUUAGUCGUCUGUCAACCUCAAAUUCGUCAAAUUAAAGAUUACCAAUUACAAGAACUUGAGAUAUUAGCUCUAGGCAACUCAAGACUCUUUGCUUAGUCUUUUUGCCCUAAAUUAAACAAUAAAAUCUAAUUUAUAUAUUUAAUUAUUAAUUACAAAGGUAAUUAAUUUUGUAUUUGAUAAUACCGAUUGGGAUACCAAAAUAUUUAGGGAUUGAGAUCGGGAUUGAUUUUAGCGUGUAAUUCGGUAUUCGGGAUUUCGGUAUUUGGUAUUGGGAUACCGUACCGUAUCGAUUUCCACCGCUAGUUCCAUUGCAAUCAAGUAGGGGUGUGCAACGGUUCGAUCCGGUCCGGACCGGAUCAAACUCAUGAGUCAUGAGAAUCGCAAUUUAUUAGUGAAAGACAUCUUAGGACAAAGGACCGAACCAUCAUUGCAUUCGGUCCAUUUGGUCCGAUCCUGUACGUUCCAAAUAUAAGCUCGGUCCAUCAUUUAUUCAAUAAUUGUCAAAUUCAUUUGGACCAAGCACCAAUCCGAUAUAGUUCGAUCCAAACUUCGAUUUGAUCCGGUCCUAGACCGGACCAUUGCAACCCCUACUAGCAAGUGAUGCCAUUGAGAAAAAUGCACAGCGAAAGGGCAAAUUCUGUUAAGUAAAAAUGGAACGAGCGAAGAGUCGAUCUAAAACCCUAGGAAAAACCCAGCUGCCUUGCCCAAGUUAAAAGUUAAAACACACUUCCACUGACGCCCUCUCCAACCACGGAACACCGAAGAAACCAUGGCCGCCUCUUCCCUCCCCCUCCGCCACCUCCGUCACCUCUCCACCACCGCCGCUGCUGCUGCUGACGCCGCCACAACAGCUGCUGCUGCGGCCGCUGAUUCCUCAAUCUCCAUCUCCAAGGCGAAAUCCAAGCUCCGAUACGAACACGACCCGGACAAAGCCCUGGAAAUCUACUCCUCCGUCUCCGAUCGCUACUCCUCCCCCGUCUCCUCUCGCUACGCCCAGGACCUGACCGUCCGCCGCCUCGCCAAGGCCCGCCGCUUCUCCGACAUCGAGUCCCUCAUCGAGGCCCACAAGUCCGACCCUAAGAUCAAGCAGGAGCCUUUCCUCGCCACGCUGAUCCGAUCCUAUGGCCUCGCCGGAAUGUUCGACAACGCUCUCUCAACCUACAACCAGAUGGACAAAUUAGGUACCCGUCGUUCCUCAAUCUCUUUCAACGCCUUGCUGUCUGCUUGCAAUCAGUCGAAACGUUUCGAUCAGGUCCCAAUCUUGUUCUCCGAUAUCCCGUCCAAAUACGGCGUUCGGCCUGAUAAGAUUUCAUACGGUAUCUUGGUCAAGUCUUACUGUGAGUCCGGGAAGCCUGAGAAGGGUUUGGAGAUACUGAGAGAAAUGGAAGAUAAAGGAGUGGAAGUGACUGCUAUCACGUUCACCACCAUUCUGAAUUGGUUGUACAAGAAAGGGAAUAGCGAAGAGGCCGAGAGGCUGAGGAAUCGAAUGGCGAGAAGGGGCUGUGAAGUUGAUGUUGCUGCUUAUAACGUUAGAAUCAUGAAUGCACAUGAUAAGGAGCCCGAGAAAGUUAAGGAAUUGAUCGAAGAGAUGGGGACUUCAGGGUUGAAACCGGAUACGAUCAGCUACAACUACUUGAUGACUUGUUACUGCAAGAAUGGGAUGUUGGAGGAAGCUCAGGAUGUGUACAAGAGGUUGGAGGAAUUCGGCUGCAAGCCCAAUGCCACCACUUUCAGGAGUUUGGUUUACUACUUGUGUCUGAACGAGAGGUUCGAGGCAGGGUACAGAGUGUUCAAGACUAGCGUGGGGCACAACAAGAUCCCGGAUUUUAAUACAUUGAAGCAUUUGGCAGAAGGGUUGGUGAAGAAGAAGAAGAUUAAAUCUGCGAAAGGGUUGAUUCGCACGGUCAGGAAGAAGUUCCCACCUAAUGUGUUGAACGCUUGGAGGAAAGUGGAGGAAAAUCUUGGCCUGGCAUCUGUUGCUGGUGAGGAUGAUGGUGAUAAUGAAGAGGAAGAUGAAAAUGAAAAUGAGAAUCGAGAAGCUGCAGCUCAAUGAUAAAUGAAGAUGUGGUUGUAAGAUUUUUGCUCUACUGCCAGUCAGUUUACUGUAUCUCAUAAAGUUGCUGCCAUGAUUGCUUCAGUUUGGCUUUGUAGUUUAGUUCUAGGAAGAUGUAACGCGCUUAGCUACCUUAGAGCUAAACUGGGGUUGAGAAGUUAAAUUUUGAGCUUUAGGCAUACACAACUUUGGUUUGAUUGGUUUAUUUGUCUGAUGCUGCCGAUGCUAUCAACAUGGGACAUGAAGUUAUGCUUUCAGUUGGGAUCCGAUUUUCUAUGUAUGUUCAAAUUAAUUUUGUAGUUUCAGGUAAAGACAGGUUCUUUUCACCUGAAUAUACGUAUUGAAGCUUGGAAAGUUUUGCUGGAGAGUGCACUUUUAGGUUCUGGUUGCAUGUGUGGAAGAGAGACAGAGAGAGCACAACAGAGUCAUGGAGAUUCAGAGAACAUUACUCCUUCCUGAAAAGGCUAUGGUUCAGGUCGUGUUCAUCUUUAUCGGAAAGAAAGGCUCUUUGUGUCAGUGUCGGAAGUGGACACAGCCUUAGCAAAACUGGCGUGUCUGGAAUGUGACGAUGAACACAGCCAGUGCUUAGGGCAUGUUGUUCCGGGGGUACUCGCCUCUCUUGUUAGCACGAGCUGAUGGCCAACGCAGCCUAGACAACGAGCCUGGGUCCAGGGCACGCUAUUCUCAAUAACUGAUUUUCUGGAUU
Linum trigynum is the source of this 2761-nucleotide messenger RNA. The record is from the annotation of a GenBank genome assembly. NCBI's taxonomy places the organism in Eukaryota, Viridiplantae, Streptophyta, Magnoliopsida, Malpighiales, Linaceae.